AUGGAGCCUGUUUAUUCUUCCCUCACUGACCGAGCCAUAGAACUCUGCAAGCAUCUCGUCGACAAUGCCUCGCCAGCCCAACACCGCAUCGUGGUAGCCCUCGCCGGCCCCCCAGGCUCGGGAAAGUCAACCAUCGCAGCAAAAGUCGUGCAGCGCCUCAAUGCGACCUCGACCGUAUCAUUCGCGGCCAUAGUCCCCAUGGAUGGCUUCCAUCUUCCCCGCUCGACCCUCGACGCGCUCCCGAACAAACUCGAAGCCUAUGCGCGACGCGGGGCAAGCUGGACAUUCGAUGAGAAGGGCGUGCUGAAGCUAAUCAACGUCCUCUCUAAAUCUCGGUUUGAAACCUCAGACAUUAUAAUUGCUCCCACUUUCGAUCAUGCCGCCAAAGAUCCUGUGGACGACGGCAUAAAGAUUACAGCGGAUAUCACAUUUGUGUUGCUGGAAGGCAACUAUCUGCUCUUGGAUGCGGAGCCGUGGAAUCAGAUUCAGGGAUUGGUGGAUGAUACAUGGUUUGUGGAUGUUGAUCCAGAGCUUGCGCGGACGAGGAUCGCGAAGAGGCAUAUUGAGGCGGGGAUUGAGACGACGUGGGAUGCUGCAGUUAGGAGGGCGGAGAGCAAUGAUUUGCUGAAUGGCGUGGAGAUCAGGAGGAAAUUGGUGAAGCCUGCGGUUGUGAUACAGAGUGUGGAGGAAUAA
Lachnellula hyalina is the source of this 693-nucleotide messenger RNA. Its product is annotated as putative uridine kinase. Gene Ontology annotation, molecular function: ATP binding; ATP hydrolysis activity; kinase activity. The transcript has a single exon. NCBI's taxonomy places the organism in Eukaryota, Fungi, Ascomycota, Leotiomycetes, Helotiales, Lachnaceae. Bases 1 to 693 code for a protein of 230 amino acids. Gene Ontology annotation, cellular component: cytoplasm. The record is from RefSeq and is a predicted model, not a curated record.